AUGAAGACUAGUUUCAUGCCGCUGAUUUUCCUGUGCUGCGUUGGGUAUAUUAAAACAUAUGUAAGCAAACCUUCAGCGCAGCCCUGUCCCAGCGGGCAGUUUGCGUUGAAGAAUCAGUGCGUCCUCUGUCACCCCACCUGCUCAGAAUGUGCGGGCCACGAACUCUUCGAAUGCACCUCUUGCGGAGUAGAUGAGGAGGGCCUGGAACGUUUCCUCCACCAGGGGCACUGCAGGCCCCACUGCCCACGCACCACCUACCCGGACCGCGCCCGCUACGCCUGCCUGCCCUGCAUGGUCAACUGCGAGCUGUGUGCUGAUGCCCGCAUCUGUGCCAAGUGCAGGGAGGGCUACAGGCUCUUCAGCGGGCUCUGCCAGGUGGCCCUGUGUAGAGUGGGGCAGGUGGAGGAUCCUGAGACGGGCGAGUGUGUUGACUGUGAGACGGGCUGUAAAUCAUGUUCUCCAGAUGACCCGGAGCUUUGCAACAGCUGCACCGAUGGAUACUUCCUCUAUCGGUACCAGUGCAGGAGGCACUGCCCCCAGAGGACCUAUGAGGAUGGGGUGAGGGGUGUGUGUCAGAGCUGCCCGUCCCAGUGCACUGACUGCCACAGCAGCACCCUCUGCCUGGCCUGCCAGCCUGGACACUUCCUCAACGGUUUUGACUGUGUCAAAGAGUGUCCUGACGGCACGUUCGGAGACGGCAGCGGGUGGCGCUGCCAGUCGUGUCACAGCUCCUGCCAGACGUGCCACGGCUCACACAUGAGGGACUGUGACCUGUGCCCCAGUGGCAACCUGCCCGUCUAUGGCCAGUGCCCCGUGCUUACCUGCAUGCAGGGCCAGUAUUUCGACGGGAUGGAUAGUGAAUGUCACUACUGCGAUGUGACAUGCAAGACAUGCUUUGGUCCAAAGGCUCUAGACUGCUCCUCGUGUUUGACAGGCUCUAUCCUGGACCAGGAGGGAGCGUGCGUGGAGCACUGUAUCCCAGGAUCCUUUGCUAACCCGCUGACGCAGCUCUGUGAAGAGUGCUCCCCUAACUGUGAGACGUGUGAGGGCGCCAGCGACAGGUGCGGCAGCUGCAAGAGCGGUCCUUACAAACUCUUCCUCCAUCAGGGCCGCUGCUGGUCUAACUGUCCCGAUGGCUUCUUCGAGGCAGCGGAGGAGGGCACGUGCGAUUCGUGUGAGAGGCCCUGUCGGACGUGCGACGCGUCGAGGUCACAGUGCCUCUCCUGUGCCGAGGGUCACUUCCUGGAGAGUGGCCAGUGUCGGGUCAACUGCUCCCUGGACAGGAGCUACGCCGCCUCCGACGGGACCUGCAGACGAUGCGCUCCCCACUGUGACACCUGCACAGAUGACAAGACCUGCUCCAAAUGCAGUUUCCUGUACCUGCUGCUGAAUGGUGUGUGCCAGGCCAGCUGCCCAGAGGGAUACUUUGAGGACCUGGACGAGGGCCACUGCGUCCCUUGCCAUCCCUCCUGUGCCACCUGCUCGGGCCCGCUGGCGGAUGACUGCGAGACGUGCGCCACGCCCACCCCGAAGCUGUACGAGGGCACCUGUUCAAAAGAGUGCCCAGUGGGCACGUACUAUGAAAUGUCUGCACGGGAAUGCCAAGAGUGCCACCGGACGUGUGCGCUGUGUUCGGGUCCCGAGCCCAACCAGUGUUCCCAGUGUAGCAAGGGUCUGGCCCUGGACCCCAACACCAUGAUGUGCGGCGUGACUGGCGACUCCAACUGCCCGCCCAGGACGUUUCUGCACACCAACCGAUUCACAUGCCAGGCGUGCCAUCGACAGUGCCAGUCCUGUGAGGGGGCAGGACCUGCAGACUGCCUGACCUGUGCCCUGCCCAGACAUCUGUACAAUGGCUCGUGUGUAAGCGAGUGCCCGGCGGGAACCUACCCUGCCAGUGAGGAGGCUGACGGCGAGGCGCUCGGCUUCUGCUCCUCCUGCGACCACGUCUGCUCCACCUGCACCGGGGCCUCACCCAAAGACUGCACCUCCUGCUCCCGGGGGUACCUCCGCCUGCUGCACCUCUGCGUCUCCCACUGCCCCACGGGGUUCUAUGCAGAGGGGGACAGCUGUGAGAAGUGCCACUCUUCCUGCGAGCAGUGUUCUGGGCCGGAACCCGAGUCCUGCCAGGCCUGCCCCCCACCGCUGCUGGAACUUCACGGAACUCGGCUGUGUGUGGAACGGUGCCCGCAGCGGUUCUACGAGAUGGGGCAGCGCUGCGUCCAGUGCCACACCAGCUGUCAGAGCUGCACAGAUUCCACCCCCCAGAGCUGUGUGACGUGUGACUGGGGCAGUAUCCUGCAGAAGGGUGUAUGCUAUCCCCGCUGCGAAGAGAGCCGUUACCUAUCCCAGAGUGAGGUGUGUGAGCCUUGCGACGGCUCCUGCAGACACUGCUCCAGCGCUGGUCCCCGGAGCUGCCUGACGUGCCACCCUGGCUUCGCUCUCCACGCCACGGACAGCCGCUGCGUCCGCUGCUGCUCACCGGCCCCAGAGCCCCAGCAUGAGCAGGAGGAGGAGGAGGAGGAGGAGGAGGAGGAGGAGGAGGACUGCUGUGUGUGUGAUCCUGGCACAGGUACGUGUUUGUUCCUGACGAGCCUCAUCUCUUCCAUCUUAGGCGUCUGCUAUCUGGAAGUACAGCAUCCUGUCAUUCAACAGAAGUGUGCAUAGACGUUGUUGACGGAU
Messenger RNA from Clupea harengus (Atlantic herring), 2682 nucleotides. Its product is annotated as proprotein convertase subtilisin/kexin type 5-like. NCBI's taxonomy places the organism in Eukaryota, Metazoa, Chordata, Actinopteri, Clupeiformes, Clupeidae. The transcript is spliced from 15 exons. The coding region runs from base 1 to 2667 and encodes 888 amino acids. The record is from RefSeq and is a predicted model, not a curated record.